Molecule: messenger RNA, 1098 nt
Organism: Saccostrea echinata
Lineage: Eukaryota; Metazoa; Mollusca; Bivalvia; Ostreida; Ostreidae
Product: CD166 antigen-like
Exons: 4
Coding region: 1-1098 (365 amino acids)
Source: RefSeq, a predicted model, not a curated record
AUGGCUUCUAACCAAUACAUGGAGAUACCCUUGCUUGUUGUCAUACACGCCUUAGUUGAGGCAGAGCAGCCGACAAGUUUCGAAUUCUACCAAAAUGGCAAUCUGAAAGAAAACGAUGCGGUAUUUUUGUCAUGUUCUGCGAAUGUUGGAAACCCUGGUGGAUUUGUUGCUAUAUGGAAGCUGAAUAAGGCAUCAAAUCAACCAAUAAUAUUGAAUAAGUCAAGUGAAAUAAAUGAAAAGACGGAGAAUUGUACGGCGGUUGCAAACCUCAACAUAACCUACAUUGUUUCCCGCGAUGACAAUGGUGCGAUUUUCCGAUGUUAUUCACAAAAUAGACAAACACAGGAACCUGCUCCUUAUAAAGACACAGCAGCAAUAGAUGUUCAAUAUGGCCCUUCCAAGGUUACAAUUAAAAGUUCGUUUUCCCAUCGGGAUUUAUUUACUGGAGCAAAUGUUAAUCUCACAUGUGUUGCUGAUGGAAAUCCAGUUCCCAUUUUUACAUGGAAAUUUAAAACCAGAAACGUUCUUAGUGAUGAAAGACACUAUUUUACUCUGGACAACAGAACCCUUAUUCUUAAGAAAAUGGUUUUCAACGACAGUGGAAUUUAUUCAUGCUUUGCCUCAAAUUUAGUAGAUGGAGAAAUGCUGAAGAUAUCAUCAAGUAUUUCUCUUAAAGUCAAUGAAAAACAAAAAGAAGGCCAUCAUUCGAAGGAAAGUAAUACUGGACAUGCACAGUAUGAAGUUUUGAACGUAGCAGAAGCAACGAAUACAACAGGAACAAGUGGUACUGAGAAUACAAGAUAUGAAGUUUUGAUUUCCAGGGAAGAAACGCGCAUAUUAAGAGAAAAAAAUGCGAUGAACACAGAGUAUGAAGCCUUGAAAGGAGAGACGAGUGAAUUAAGGAAAAGUGUCGUUGAGAAUGAAAGAUAUGAAAUUGUAAAAAGAACUGAACAAGCAAACACACUUGAGAGUGGAGAUACUGUGAAUGCAAGAUAUGAAAGGUUAAACAUGGCGGGGGAAUCAAAUUCAUAUGAGAAAAUUCAAGCUGAACAUACCAAAUAUGAAAAUUUGCAGAUCAAACGCAUUAAGAAAAAGUGA